CGAGCCAUACAACACGGUCGCCUCCUUCAUACAACAAACGAAACCCUUGCCCACGUUUUAUGAAGCCAGGUCCAUGCUUAUCCUGGAGGAAACCCGGAUGGCCUAUCAGAUCGCCUCCUCACCUGCUGCAGCACUAGUCGUAUCCACCCCCGCUCCUGCUCAGCCAGCGCCUCCUGCCGCACGUCCAACCUGGUCACAUGGUCGCUCCAGAUCAAAUCAACGCCCAGGACGCUCGAAUGGCCGUUCCAAUGCCCCACCACCUGCAGUUUUUCCCUUUAGCACUCAAGGACCGCCUGGGUCUUGGACCCCACCACCAUGGCAGUACUGGAUGCCGCAACCCUGGGCAGUACCUCCGUGUCCUUAUCCAACUACUUCCGGUCAGUCUAGUUAUCAACCACGGCCAUCUCCUGCGGCCGGUAUUCUCGGGGCCAGGCCUCAUCAAGCUCACACUGUUAGCCAUGCUCAGCCCACGAAUAUUACCUCUGCCAUGCACACCAUGAGUCUCACACCUCCGGAUCCUAAUUGGUAUUUUGACACUGGUGCUACCUCUCAUAUGACGGCGAACCAAGGAUCUCCGAACGGGCAUCCCAGUUAUGAGGAGUAACAGCUCAGGCGACUUAUAUCCCUUAUUUUGCACUCCGUCAGUUUCAGCAUCUUCAUUUUUGGCCGUUUCAGCAAAUAUUUGGCAUAAUCGCCUUGGACAUCCUGACGACCCUGUUUUUCAUCAUCUUAGAACUAAUCAUAUUCUGAGUUGUAAUAAAGUUCGUUCUUCUGGUUGUAUUUCGUGUCAACUUGGGAAACAUAAUAAACUCUCUUUUCC
This is a messenger RNA of Cuscuta europaea, 820 nucleotides long. The record is from the annotation of a GenBank genome assembly. NCBI's taxonomy places the organism in Eukaryota, Viridiplantae, Streptophyta, Magnoliopsida, Solanales, Convolvulaceae.